Oppia nitens is the source of this 2076-nucleotide messenger RNA. RefSeq names its product zinc finger protein 616-like. Gene Ontology annotation, molecular function: transcription coregulator activity. Gene Ontology annotation, cellular component: nucleus. The transcript has a single exon. The record is from RefSeq and is a predicted model, not a curated record. Lineage: Eukaryota; Metazoa; Arthropoda; Arachnida; Sarcoptiformes; Oppiidae. Gene Ontology annotation, biological process: regulation of transcription by RNA polymerase II. The coding region runs from base 1 to 2076 and encodes 691 amino acids.
AUGUGUGAAAUAGUUGUCAACGAUUUGUUUGAUGAGAUUAUCAAUGAAAACAAUAGACUUUGCAAUCAAUUGGUGUUUGCAAUGAAAUGUUUGGAUGUUUUGCAAACAUUUGAGACAUUUAUUAGAAAAGUGAUGACAUUUAAGACAAUUAUCAUUAAUGAACAACAAUUGUCAUCACAAGACAUACAAACAUUGGAUCAAUUGGACAAUCAAUUAACAGAUGUGUUGACACAAUUGAAGCAAAGAUCGGCGCAAAGUGUGAAGUCUUACGAAAAGCAAUUGAUUUCUGGAAAAGCGGAUCAAAUGAGUGGUAAAGAGUUGGUUAAUAAAUCACGAGUUAAUAUUAAUAAUCAGUUAACAGUUAGUCCUAAAGUUAUUAGUAUUAAAGUAUUGAAAUUACCGACAAUUAAUGAUAGCAUUAAAAGUAGACAACAAUCAGAUGAAAAUGAAAGACAAACACAACAAAUGACUGAUAAUUCACAUGAAAAGCCAUUUCCUUGUUAUGUCAUUAAUUGUGAUUACAAAAGUUGUGAUAUUCCCGGACUGAUUAGUCAUCUGAAGACAAAUCACUCAAUUACUAGCAUUCAGUGCACUCAUGAGGGAUGUACUCAAUUAUUUGGUGACCAACACGACCUCAACAGACAUUUACAGUUAAAACAUAAGACAAUCAAUAAAAAUGUAAAGAAAAGUAUUGACAAAAUAACAAACAAAAGUCAAAUAACAAGAAAAAGUCAGAAAAUUAAUAGAUUGGUUACAAAUCAGAUGAAUAUCAAUAAUACUGAUAAUGAAGUGAAGACACAAUUAGAUUGUAUUAAAAAAAAGUUUAAUUGUUUUGCCGAAAACUGUUAUUACAAUUGUCUUAAUGUGAAUGAAUUGGCUAAUCAUCUGAAGAUACGGCACUCAAUCACAAACUAUAUUCAAUGCACUUUCGAUGGCUGUCAACAACUUUUUGUUGACGAAAAACAACUCAAGAGUCAUGUUUCUGAUGAACACAAGAUAUAUGACUCAUCUCUUAUAGUUAUACCGAAUGAUUGUAAUAAAAGACAAAAAUCUAAGACAAUUAAUCCAUUUGAUUGCAAACAACUAUUUAAAUGUGAUUAUAAAGAUUGCGGUGAAAUGCUUAAAACUUACUUUCAAUUUGAUAAACACAUGAAAUGUCAUCCAAUCGGUGAAAGUCAAUCAUUGGAAACACAUUUGAUAAAACAAAAGUAUAAAAUUAAUCGACAAUAUCGAUGCAAUUAUAAUGGUUGUGAUCGUGUUUUUAAAUUUAAUAAUAGUCUAAUUACUCACAAAAUAACACAUAAUAUGAAAGGAUCUAAAUUAUACCGAUGCUUACGGCCAGAGUGUGAAUACAAGAGCUAUUUUUCGUGUGCUUUUAAACGACAUCAACUAAUUCAUAGCGAUGUAAGAGAUUAUCCGUGCGAUUAUCCCGGUUGUCAAUAUCGGGCCAAAGAGAUGCAAAUCAUUACUAAACAUAAAAAAAUUAGACAUUUUACUAAUGAAAAAAACUAUCGGUGCUCGUGGUCUGGAUGUGCAAAACAAUUCAAAACUGCUGACACUCUUCGAAAUCAUACGAGAUUUAAGCACUUAAUUGCUGAAGAGGACAGAAAAAAGUUUCGAUGCGAUUACGAUGGUUGCGAUCGAGUAUUUAAUUCCAAAUGGAAUCUACAAUAUCAUACAAUUUCAGUCCAUGAAAAACAGGCUAAAAUCUACCAGUGCUCGUGGCCGGGCUGUGACUAUACCACUAAACAUUAUGUAUCGUUGGGUCAACACGAAAGAAUACAUAAGCCAAUGAAAGAUAUUCGGUGCGAUUACGAUGGAUGUAACUUCACAACUAAAUAUAGUAGUCAUCUAAAAUGUCACAGAGAUAUACAUUCAACUGAACCAAAGUACCGGUGCUCGUGGCCUGACUGUAAUAAACAGUUUAAAACUUUAGCAGUUUUUAAGUCACAUGAAGUGAUUCAUUCGGAACCCAAGUAUGUGUGCGAUUGGAAGGACUGUCAGUUUAGGACUUAUUGGAGUUAUAAUCUUAAAUCACAUUUGAAUCGAAAACAUUUAAAGAAAUUACUAAAAUAG